ACGCCGAUCGGCGCCGGCGGCCGGCAGUCGAGCACCGCGCGCCGCGCACGCCGCCCGUCGCCGUCGCCGCGCCGAAACUGUGUCAGUCGUACGGCCGCGCCAGUGGAGCCGAGUGGAGCCAGCGAGCGGCCAGUCGGCGCCAUGGAGGAGUGAGCAGCGCCCGCAUGGCUCGCCGGCCGCCGGCAGCGCCCGCGCCCCGUCGACACCGAUGCCGAGACAUGGCGCCCACGUGUGAGGAUAAUACCUAACGGCGCCGCCAUCCAGCUGUGUCAUGGUGCGUGCCCGCGCUGGCGGCCCAUAGCGGGCUGUGUCUGUGAGAGAGCUGCAUCUAUCUGAUCUCGAGUGAAUAGUGAGAGGAGUAAGGCGCGGUGACCCGGGAGAGGCACCGCUGCAGUGACCCGAGCAAUCGCCGACAAGACUGCUGAUUGAGAGUGUCGGUGACGCUGAGAGAGUGUCGUAGGCCAUCAUGUAUUCAGGCAUGACAUGGACCAAUGUGAGCAGCGUGGAGGUGUCGCAGCCGAGCAACGCCAACGGAUCGAUUAAAGUUGAUUGUUUGAUGCCGCAAACCCUGCAGCAGGCUCAACAUGCAAAAACGCAAAUUGAGAUAAUUCCGUGCAAGGUGUGCGGCGACAAAUCAUCCGGUGUGCACUACGGCGUGAUCACGUGCGAAGGCUGCAAGGGCUUCUUCCGGCGGUCACAGUCCAGCCCCGGCAACUACCAGUGCCCCAGACAGAAGAACUGCGUCGUUGACCGGACCAAUCGGAACCGAUGCCAGUACUGCCGACUGCAGAAAUGUCUCGCCCUGGGCAUGUCCCGAGACGCGGUCAAGUUCGGCCGAAUGUCAAAGAAGCAAAGGGAGAAGGUGGAGGAUGAGGUGCGCUUCUACCGCGGCAAGAUGGUGGCUGGAGAGGGAUCCUCCCCGGACUCGUCUGUGUACGCCGACAGCCAUCAGCUGCCCUCGUCCUCGCAAGACCAGAUCGCCUCGCCCUUCGCCAGCUACCAACCGUUCGCCGGCGCCGGAGACCUGUCGGGCCAGUACCAGGCCAGCGGCUACCAGUCGCCGUUCCCGUUCUCCGUCGAUGACGGCGUCGACUCGACGACACCGUCGUGGCAGCCGCCGAUGGAGGCUCUGCCUGGCACCCAGCAGCUUCCCGGCUCCGACCUGAUGACGUCCUUCGGUAACUCAGGCCGGGCGCCGGCUCACCAAGAGCAGCAGCAGCAGCACGCGCUGCAGCACCACCAGCAGUCACUCCAGCAGCAGCAGCAGCAGCAGAGCCCCCUGCUGCAGCCCCUGGAGACACCCAUCCCCCGCGUCAACCGGAUAACAGACACCAUGAUCAAAGAGGAGAUGGAGGGCCUGGGCAGCGGCGGCUGCCUCGGACACCUGCACGACUCCUUCGAGCCGGUGGACAGCAGCGUCGAGCGGCUCUCGGUCGACUGUGCCGACCCGUUCGGCGGCGGCGGCCUCCCCCCGGCAGACCGGCCCCCCGACCCGUCUCGGCUGCCCGAGCUGCUGGCCAAGUCUGUGACGGACGCGCAUCGCAACACACUGCGCUACUCGAGCGACUACAUCCAGAAGAUGCUCCGCAAGCCGCACGACCUCGAGAAACUGUCCUACUACAGCAAAUUGAGUCACGAGGAUCUGGUGAUGGACGCUGUACAGAGCGUCACUACCCUGAUCCAGCACAACAUUAUCGAGUUCGCUAAGGCCCUGUUCGAGCUGAAAUCACUGCAGGAGCAUGACAAGCUGACCCUGCUCAAAGGCGGAGCGUUUGAGCUGACGGUGAUCCGGAUGCUGCGCUACUACGACCUGAGCCAGGACGUGGUACUGUACGGUGACACGCCACUCAAGCAGGACGCCUUCCUGCUCGGCGAUACCACCGAGAUGAAGCUGGUGCACGACGUGUGGGAGAUGGUGCGCAGUCUGGCCGAGCUUCGGCUCUCAGAGACCGAACAGGCCCUGUUCGCCGCCUGCUGCCUGUUCGCGCCAGACCGGCCGGACCUGAUGGACGUCGGCAGCGUGCAGAAGAUGUACGAACAGCUACUGCUGGCGCUCCGGCUGAAGCUGGACGAGUCACACCCCCUGCCCGUCAAGGGAGAUGUCACCGCCUUCCAGCUGGUCGUCUCCAAGGUUCACUGUCUCAGGAAAAUUUCGGAGACUUAUUUGGAGGUGAUCGCCAACUUCCGGCGGGCGGCACCACACCUCGAGUUCCCGGCGCUUCACAAAGAACUUUUCCCGACGGGCAGCUGAGUGAAGGUAGUGAGUCGCCGCACAGAUCCUCGCGCUGGUGGUGGUGCAGCACGCUGACACGUAAACACGCGCUCCUCUCGCUCUGUCCGGUUCCGCUCUCUCUCCCUCCAUAAAACUGCCUUCUUCAGAUCCGUCUGCGGGGCGGCGGCGGCUAUCUAUGGUGCCGUUCCGCCGCACCGGUUUGGCUCCUGCCCACUGUCAGAGCUAGGCUGUCAUCAGUGACUGUCAGACACUGUCGCUCUGGCAGUGUCUCUGUCAGCGCUGAGCACUCACAGAGCCGGGGAGAGACGUGGCAGCUGCUGAGCCGAAAACUACCUGCAUGAUGGCAACCAACUCAGGCUUUCUCAUGGUGUUGGAACUAAAAUAUGGCCGGGCGCUGCAUAAUCUGCAACAGCAGGAAUCCGCUCCCCGGCUGGCACGGCACCGCGCUGGGGCGGUAGGUUAGUUUAGAGCCGGUCCGCUAGGCGGCGCUGGAGGCGCUGUCCGUCCGCCGCCGGAGCGGCUGGAGUUGUUGGUCGCAGGGAGGAUAACAGCAGACAAAUGCUGAAUUAGGAGCUGUGCGCGGGAUUUGAGAACGACACUGCGAGGUUAAGACUUUCUAAAGACCUAUUUGGAAUGCGAACUUAGUUUUCGCGUUCGUGUCCAAUGCAGCACUUGCACAUGGCGAGUACAUUUACAACCAGCCGUUAGUGAGGUGUUUGAGAGCGUGAACUAUUUAUGCAGUCAGUUGUAAACGGAAAACUGCAAAUGACGGCGAUGCUUAAUAGUGUGUUGUGGUGAUUAGAGUUGUGAUGUGAUCAUGAAACUCUGAUAACUCGUUAUUUCAUUGACAUUUUAUGGGACUAAAUUGGUGACUUGAACUACCCAGUCACAAACUUUGUUAAUUUGUUUUAACAUCUCAUUUAAAUUUUACAUUGUAUAUGUGAUCAUGUAUUUCGCGAGAUGCAGAACUAAUGUGUAAAUACCGAGGCAUGUAAAUAUUCGUUUUUAACUACCACCAGCGUCCUCACUAUCCUCUAACAGCGUUCAAGUGGUGGGUAUGCACGUUUACUGCCGAACUCUGUGUUGUUAUUUAGUGAUGGGUCUAUGCGUUCCCAGCUGCGGACUGCGUUGUUUUAGAGCCGGUUGUGGGUCGACUGUCUGAUGGACGGCUGGCGGGCGGUGGUCCGGUGUUGUCUCGCCUCUGGCACAGCUGCCCGGUCCUGGGAGUGGGUUCGAAGGGCUGAGAGGCGCCACCCGGGUGUGUGAUCCGACCCCGCCCGGUGCCGCUCCCGGCGACAGCUGUGUGACUCGGAUUGUGAUAUGGCCGCGUGACGCGAGCGGCCGGCGGCCCGCGAACGGCCCACCGGUGUCCGGACGGUGAUUCGUAGCUAUUUACAUUUGAAAAUAGUACAAAAUUCGGCCCGGGUUCCGUGCUUACUCAGUUAUCUAGCUGGCGCUCCGUCAGGCAGACGCUAUUCUUUAGCUCGUGUGCGUGGGUAGGCGAGUCAGUGGUCAGAAGAGGAGGAGCGGUGUUGAGAUAGGCUGACGCUGGUCUGCGAGUGCGUGGGCGUUGUCCGGUCGUAUGUGCGCGUUUAAAAGUUGGCUGUUAAGCAGGUAACCGCGCCGAUGUUCUGUUGGGGUGUGCGUGUGUGCGUGUGCCUUAUUUGGUGGAGUUGCCGGACUGUCGGCUCUUGGCGGAAAAGCUGGCGCGAAACAGUGUCGCGAAAUUCUAAAUUAGUGGGGCUCGGUGCUCCGUGAUCAACGUUGACGAUGGAAUGAAUAGAGAAGCACGGUGCAUCUCAAAAUGGGAUUCAGUUCAAGCACCGUUCUAUACUUCAACCUAUUCAGUAUACUUUUUUGCAUUCAUGGCUCGGUCGUUCGCUUUUGCAAUAGGGCGGAUAAAAGCCGCCUGCCGUCCCGAGAACAUCUCGGUUAGCAUGAGCAGGGUAAUCGUCGGAGCGGAGGGCGUACGAUCUCUCCCAGGCUGUCCGUUCGUCACCUUUCGUCACUCCUCCGGUCACACCGCGUCACUUUUCCGUCACAGAGCCGGCAGCCGCGGCGCCCCGUGCCGGUUUUUUACGCUUCUGUGCGUCGCUCGCUCGCCCACCGCGUGUUUUGUAUAUGAGUUGUCGUCGUGCGUCAGUGAUGCGUACAUGGCCGAAUAAACUAGGAUUGUACUUUACUAAA
This is a messenger RNA of Amphibalanus amphitrite, 4420 nucleotides long. Its product is annotated as probable nuclear hormone receptor HR3. The record is from RefSeq and is a predicted model, not a curated record. Gene Ontology annotation, biological process: regulation of transcription by RNA polymerase II. Gene Ontology annotation, cellular component: nucleus. Lineage: Eukaryota; Metazoa; Arthropoda; Thecostraca; Balanomorpha; Balanidae. The transcript has 11 exons. Gene Ontology annotation, molecular function: zinc ion binding; nuclear receptor activity; RNA polymerase II cis-regulatory region sequence-specific DNA binding. The coding region runs from base 467 to 2251 and encodes 594 amino acids.